Molecule: messenger RNA, 1831 nt
Organism: Tarenaya hassleriana
Lineage: Eukaryota; Viridiplantae; Streptophyta; Magnoliopsida; Brassicales; Cleomaceae
Product: eukaryotic translation initiation factor 2A
Exons: 14
Coding region: 117-1643 (508 amino acids)
Biological process (GO): translational initiation
Cellular component (GO): cytosolic small ribosomal subunit
Molecular function (GO): mRNA binding; ribosome binding; protein binding
Source: RefSeq, a predicted model, not a curated record
UUCAAAAGCUGAAGAAAUUUCGGGUUUAGGGUACAGAGAAGAAUCGACGCCACGGUUCAGACUGAAGCCCAGCAAUCGUCUCCGUUAUUGCUUCAGACAGGCGCCUUAAAUAACCGAUGAGUUCUUCACCAUCUUUGGAGAUUUUAGUUAGAGAACCAGAGGGUUUCUCUGUGUGGAAUGGCCCCCCAUUCAGCAACGGUCGACCCGCUCCUAAGCUUGAACGAGUACCAUGCUCUAGCACAAAGUUCAGCGAUGAUGGAUCUAAACUUAUGGCCAUGAAAUCAGAUGGAGUCAUCAGUGUCUUUAACUCCAUCAGCUUGAAAGAGGUUCGGUCAUUCACGAUACCAAAUGUCACAGCUGCCGAUCUAUCUCCAUGCGGGACAUAUCUCCAGACCUUUCAGAAAUCCUCUACUCCAGAGGAGAAGAACGUGGUUAUUUGGAAAGUUGAGACGGGCGAUCUUGUUCAUAGUCAUUUCCAGAAAGCAAUGACCAAAUCCUCCUGGCCAUCAAUCAGAUUCAGCUCUGAUGAAUCUACUGCUUGCCGAGUAGCUACAAAUGAGAUCCAAUUCUUCGAACCCAAAGAUUUCUCCAAAGGAAUAGCAUCCAGGCUCAGAGUUCCAGGGGUGGCUGCAUUUGAGCUUUCUAAGACUCCCGGUUCCCAUGUUGCUGUAUUUGUUCCUGAAUCAAAGGGAAGCCCUGGCAGUGUCCAGAUAUAUGGAUGUGGGAAAGAACUCCAGAGUCAGCCAUUAGCCCGGCGAAGCUUUUUCCGGUGUUCGUCUGUUCAGUUUAAGUGGAAUCAUGGGUCUACUGGACUCCUGGUACUUGUACAAUCAGAUGUUGACAAAACCAACCAAAGUUAUUACGGAGAAACAAAAUUAAACUACCUUACAGUUGAUGGAACACAUGAAGGCCUUGUUCCUUUACGUAAAGAUGGGCCAGUUCAUGAUGUUCAGUGGUCCUUCUCUGGUUCAGAGUUUGCAGUUGCUUAUGGCUUUAUGCCAGCAAGUGUGACAGUGUUCGACAAGAAAUGCAGACCAUUGGUGGAACUUGGACAAGGCCCUUAUAAUACUCUUCGAUGGAACCCCAAAGGAAAAUUUUUGUGCGUGGCUGGAUUCGGAAACUUGCCCGGUGAUAUGGCAUUCUGGGAUGUCGUAAACAAGAAGCAGCUUGGGUCGACGAAAGCUGAGUGGUCUGUAACAAGCGAAUGGUCUGCUGAUGGACGAUACUUCAUGACAGCCUCAACAGCUCCGAGACGUCAAGUUGACAACGGGAUAAAAAUCUUUAACUAUGAUGGGACAAUUCACUUCAAGAAGAUGUUUGACAAGCUAUACCAGGCUGACUGGAAACCGGAGUCACCCGAAAAGUUCGGUGAGAUCAGCCAACUUGUCAAGUCUGUUGAAUCAUUGAAGGUCCAAGAAACUAAACCGCAAGGACAAGGCUCGGCUCAGAAGAAACCGACUGCUUCCAACCCGACCGCACAAAAACCCGCUGCUUAUCGUCCCCCGCAUGCUAAGACUGCAGCCGCAAUUCAGGCAGAGUUACUCGGAGGAAGCUCGUCAUCGGGAGAAAUGAGCAAGAAUGCUCUGAAGAACAAGAAGAAGAGGGAGAAACAAAAGGAGAAGAAAGCAGCCAACAAUGCUUGAUGACACGCCAAGACAGAACAGCAAAUCUCGUUUUAUGUUCUUUGUGCGUCUUUUUUCUUGCCGUCUUUGAGAAGAAAAAAAUUUCAGUUUCUUCAUGGAUAACAAAGGCCAUGAAUCAUAUUUCCUAUAAACCGAUAAAUUUUGUUGAACAAAAUUGUCACAAUUUCAUUACAACAUAAUAGUUUUCA